GAAAAUCUUCCUUUGACAAGUCGCCAUGAUUCCUAAUAAAUUAUUGUAUUGAAUCUUUUUAUUUUCAAAUACAUUCUGACUUUCAGCUUUAUAUCAUCGAAAACAAUAUAAAAAUGCUUGUAGUUUGUUAACGAUGAACUCAAGCGGAUCAACGCUUAUGAAUGCGACAAAAUCGACUACUUUCGCUAACACAACGAUGGAGAUGAGUGGAGACUCGACUGUGAAAUGCGACCUUACCGACACCUUUGGCUUUUUCAUUCAAGGAUUGUUAGCUGUAGUUGCUUUCAGUACUCUUAUUUUAAAAAGAUUCAGAGAACCAAAAGGUCUCAGAAGACCACUUCAAAUCUGGUUUUAUGACACCUCAAAGCAAGCUAUUGGAGCCCUUUUGAUCCAUUUUGCAAAUGUCUACUUAUCAACAUUAUUUAAAGGCGACCCAUGUACCUGGUAUUUUAUCAAUUAUCUUUUAGAUUCAACUCUUGGCUUGUGUUUAAUAUACAUAUUUCUUCAAAUAUCUCAACUAAUUGUACAUUGUUAUAAAUGGAAUACACUUCUACUGGGGGAAUAUGGAAAUCCACCUCAAUGUGAUGCAUGGGUUGGCCAAUGUGGUCUCUACAUUCUAGUUAUGGUGCUUGAAAAAAUUGCAAUAGCAUUGUUAGUCAUGCUGGACUUUUGGCACGAUGUUCGUCAGUUUAUUUUAAAACCAGUUCGAAAAUAUCCAAAAAUUGAAGUGGCUUUAGUUAUGUUGAUUAUUCCUUUUAUAAUAAAUGCCAUCAUGUUCUGGGUUGUUGACAACUUCUUAAUGCGUAAAGCAAAGAAAUCUCGAGAAGCAAAUGAAAAUGGCCGAGUACAGUUUUCCAGAGUGAACACAUCAAAUACUGAAGAAGUUGAAGUUCUUCUGGAUAACUCUGUAGAUCAUUCAGACAGUGAGCAUUUAGUUCACAGAGAUCGUGACAUAUAAAUUGGCUUUAGGUCUUCUCAAUGUACAUACAUGGGCGUAGUUUGAUAAAUGUUUUAUAACUGGAGUUUUUUAUAUGAUCGCCUCUGAGGAACUACAAUGUGUUGUGCAUGUAGUAAGGUUUUACAAUUAGGCAUGAAAAUUCAGGCAGAGAUUUUAUCCUACUGAAUACUUACUUAGACAGGUUCUGAAUAGUACAGGGCAGAACAAUAAAUUAUACAGUAACAGUUCAACAGACAUUUUUUAUGGUUCCCAAGCCACAUGUUAAUACCGAAGGAAGAACAAUGUUGUGUUCAGUUGAUUAAAAGAUUUGCAAUUGUCUGCAAUGAUUAAAAGCAUUGUAAAACAGUAA
This is a messenger RNA of Dendronephthya gigantea, 1307 nucleotides long. Its product is annotated as store-operated calcium entry regulator STIMATE-like. Lineage: Eukaryota; Metazoa; Cnidaria; Anthozoa; Malacalcyonacea; Nephtheidae. The transcript is spliced from 6 exons. The record is from RefSeq and is a predicted model, not a curated record. Bases 134 to 958 code for a protein of 274 amino acids. Gene Ontology annotation, cellular component: membrane.